This is a messenger RNA of Rhizoctonia solani, 1026 nucleotides long. Its product is annotated as DHHC palmitoyltransferase. The record is from RefSeq and is a predicted model, not a curated record. The transcript has 6 exons. Bases 1 to 1026 code for a protein of 341 amino acids. Lineage: Eukaryota; Fungi; Basidiomycota; Agaricomycetes; Cantharellales; Ceratobasidiaceae.
AUGAUACGACAUACUCGAAGAACUAGCUCUCGUUCUCAAAAGACUGGAAUACCAAAAAUAAUCCGCCGAGUCUGGCAUCUUAUUACCACUUAUGGUCCAGCUAUUGUCGCUGUGGCGUUCAUCCUGUCAGCCAUGCCAUCAAUCAUCCUCGUGACUAUUGCUCAUCACUACAAAAUCGAAAGAACAGUCAAGGUGUCCAUUAUGCAUAUUUUUAUCGCUUGCCUAUUGGAGUUCAUGGCCCUGUCGUCUUUCAUUGUUUGCAUUUCCCGGGAUCCAGGGCCGAUCCAGCAAUUAGGCUCUGGAGAUGCGGAGCGUGCUGCCUUGGAUGCACCUCCCAGGAGCAAUGAGAACGACGAAGAACUUAGUCUCGCAGAAGCACUAGCUGGACCCUCAAUUAAGGAUGCAGAGUCCAGUGAAGAUGAUUCAGAUAUCGAAGUGGACGACCAAGGGGAGAAGAGAUGGUGCAGAAAAUGCUGGGCUCCCAAGGUUCUUGAUUCCACACCUUUUCAUGCUUUGUACCUCGCACUAGGAGGUGCAAUUUUUACUAUAUGCAUGGGCUCCUUUGCUGGAUUCCAUGUUUAUCUUGUGACGACAGGGCAGACCACGAUCGAGCAACUUUCCCCAUACAUGUUGCUUCGAUAUCUCCCGCCUCCGAGAACUGUCGAUGCACGCAAAAGCAACGAUAGCGACAGAUCGUUCGAAUCUGAUGUAGACCUACAAUCUAUGCUCAACACAGGCCCAGAGGAGAUUCAACUGAACACGAGUUCUUCUCUGGUAUCCCCUGCUGGACUGGAGACUUUGCCACUUUACCCACCACCUGGACAUUCUAUGCCAGUCGCAUCACGACAGAACUCCUUUCAGCUGGCCGAACAUACCAUGACGCGUGAACAGCGUCGUAUCGUGCGUUCUGCCGCCGGCAAGAUUCGGAUCUAUGAUCUUGGAUGGAAGCGAAAUUGGGUGGAGUUAUACGCAGCUAGGCCAGAAAGGUACUUCCUUGACUGGCUGGAACACACUCUGAGCGAAUGA